Messenger RNA from Dovyalis caffra, 1140 nucleotides. Lineage: Eukaryota; Viridiplantae; Streptophyta; Magnoliopsida; Malpighiales; Salicaceae. The record is from the annotation of a GenBank genome assembly.
AUGGGAAGCGGGAAACCAGAAAAACACUCAAAGACGACGAAGAAGGAGUUCUCUCUCAAAAACCCUAGUAAAAAUAUCAACUUCAAGAAGAAAAAGGGUAUCAACAAGAAGACUGACCAAUCCAAAGACAGAGAAAACCAGAACAAGAGCGAGGAGGCUUCAUCUUCAGCUUCCCAGCAGCUUAGAUUUUUCAUAAACGAGUUUCAAUCUGCCAAUGCGGUUCAGCUUUCAUCCCUUGAGCUCGAAUCAAUUAAGGAGACCUGCUUUGUUGAGUUAUCUCAAGAAUUGGGUCAAGAUGUUAUGGCCUUGGGGAAACUCACGAAGGCAGCUUUUGGCCCAUCUUGGAAACAAGUUCUUUGUGAAGGGCAGUUGGUGGGAGGCAGAAUUGAUCCAGGGAGUCCUGCUGUUCUCAUUCUUACUACAUCUGCCUUGAGAUCUAUCGAACUUCUAAGGGGUGUGCGCUCAUUGACGAAAGAAUGUCAUGCUGCGAAGUUAUUCUCCAAGCAUAUGAAGGUCGAGGAACAGUUGGGAAACGAUGAUAGUUACAACAGAUUAUUGAAGGAGCUAUCGAUGCUGAAUAAAUCUUUUGCACGUCAGUCUGAUCCUGAAUUCACACUGAUUAUGAGUAGUUUUGUACUUUCUUAUGUUCAUUGGGAUUUCUACUCGUGUUUUGGUUCCAAUGUCCUUUCAAUGACCUCCAAUGAGUCCUUGAUGUCUAUUGUAGCCAUGUUGAAGAACCGUGUAAAUUUUGCCAGUGGCACACCAAGCAGGAUAAAGAAGUUGAUUGACAUUGAGGCAUUGGGGCUUUCACGGUUAACAAUGAUUGUACUUGACAUGCAUACAGAUGUUAAGGGUUAUUCAUUGUUAACCCUUCCUCAAGUCAGAGACGAGUUCUGGGACUUGUAUAAGGGAUACUUCCAUCAACGACUGUUGCAAGGCGAUCUACGUAUCUGCCUAUUUGGUCCUAUACAAAACGCAAAUGUUAAGGAGUUCAAGGGUAAAAAGAAGAGAGUUCCUGAUGAACAAGCCGUCAUUGAUGACCCUAAUAUUGUGAUGCCGGCCGGCUCGUGGGAUCUAAUGGCAUUCUUCGAAGACUACGCACUUCGAUCAGUCAACUUUGACCAAAUGGGUAAGGUGUGA